UAGUUGUGAAACAACCGCGAAUAAGCAAGUUCAAAAGUGUUAUAAGAUUUUUUUUUGUAAAAAAAAAAAAAUGUUUUCUAUUAAAAAAGAAAUAAUAAUUUUAAAAAAUUAAAGAAAAAAAAUUUUUUUUUUUGAAGUUUAUAACAAAAGAAAUUAGUUACUUUUUAAUUGAAAAUUAAAAAUAUUAUUAUGAUAGUGUGAUAAGUUAGGUGAAAUAUAUUGUUUAGUGUUUAAAAAUGUAAUUAUUUGAUUACAUUCCAUCAGAAAUUAAUUUUCAACAAUGGAAGAAAAACGUUUGGGUUUGCCGAAAGCAUUAAUUUGUUGUUCUAAUAUUUUAUUUUUGAUGUCUGGAUUUUUGCUGAUGUCAUGUGGAGCGUUACUAUUGGCAGACAGUCAUCGCGUUUUGCUUUCACGACUGUUGGGAUCGGAAGAAAUUUACCAUGAUCAACCAAUGUUUUACUAUUUUGCUUUCGUCAUUGUGGGAGUGGGGUUUAUUAUUUCAGUCACCGGUUUCUUAGGUUGCUGGGCCACUUGUCAACACAAUUGUUGUAUAACAACAACGUAUAUCAUAAUGAUUAUCUUGCUUAUGAUGGUGGAGAUAUCAACAUGUGCUGUAGCCGUGUUUUUCCCACAAUUUUUGGGAAUUAAUUUACAACCAUCACGCUUGGUACGAGCUCUUCAACGUAACUACGCUGUUCCUGGACGUGAACAAUUUACAGCUGCCCUUGAUUUAGCACAAUCUGUGUUUUCAUGUUGUGGAAUAAAUGGUAGUAGCAACUACGGAACAUCCUGGUGGCGACUUCAAGAAGUUGGCCGAAGAGAAUUGGUUGUUCCUCUCACCUGCUGCACUCUUAAUAACGUUACAGAUAUUGAUGCUUUUUUAAACCCGGAGCCAACUAAUCUCACACUUUGCCAAGCACUAAAUCCAGUAGAACAUUUACAAGCCAGGCAUGUUACUGGUUGUUUGGAGAAGAUUGAAAAAUGGACAGACGAACAAGAAUUAAUUUUAAUUACAAUUGUAUUAGGCUUAGUGUUUAUUGAAAUUUGUGCUCUUUCCAGUACUCUAUUUGCGUGCUUGAGAACAAAGAAGACAAAAACAAAUCAUACAUCUGCAUUCACAUCGACUCAAGCACUAAGUCCAUUCAGUGAAAGUGAACAUGAAUUUGGUAUGGGAAUUGAAAAUCGAAUGCACAUGGCUGGAACUACGUUUGGUGCUAAAUCAUGAAGACGGCUUGAGGGCAGCGAGGUACCUACUAUAUCUGUUGCAGGAAUUAAAAGAAUCGAAAAUAAACCUUACAAUUGUAAUGGGCGAAGUGUAAUCGAAGAGUGGCAGAAUUCUAACAAUGGAAUCAGUUAUGUUAUUCCAAGUGAUCAACAUUACGAGGAGAGAGCAAUCGAUGUAUUUCCUGUAAAUACAGGUUCAUCUUAUUCGUUAAAAAAAACCUCAAGUCACCGAAAGUCACCUUUUCCGAGAUCUAAAUCUUCUACUCAAAGCACUAAACGAAAAUCAUUAAAAACUGAAUCUUCCAGGAAUAGUUCUCUUAAAAAGCGUAGGGCUUCCAAUAAACAAAGUUCUAUUAAAAAAAUCCCUUCAAAGCAUCUAAUCGGAUCUAAUAAACGAAAUUUCCAUUACGAUACUCAAAGGUCAAUAAUAAAUUCCCGAUCUACAGUGGAUAAGGGAAAUUCAGAGGGAGUUCCUUUAAUAAAUAAGAAGGUUUUAAGGAAAGAGAAUAAAAUAAUUAAAGACACUAAAACACCAUCAGAAUCAGUGGAUCAGGAUGGGAGUGUUGAUAGUCUUGAGUGUUGCAAUGUUGUUAACCAAGACAACAAAGACCUUCGACGACUCUCUGACAUUCAACGUUUAAGAAACCAAAACACAUGUAGUAGAUUUCAUAAAGAUUAUAAUGAUAACAGAAAUACAAUUAAAAAACUCAGUUUGUCCAAAGGAAAUAUUUGCCGUACUCAACCAGAAUUAAGAGUUGAUAAUAGAUUAGGAAUGACUGAAAUUCCAAGAUUUAAAACGUUAGGAGUACCUCUGGUGGGAAUGCAUAAUGCUUGUGGUCUUCCAGUUUUUGCUCACUGGCAGAGUCAUAAGUUGUCAAGGUCAUUGAGAAAACCUGUUUUACGAAAUAAUAUACCUUACAAAAGUUCCAAUCAAUCGCAAUCAAUGAAAAAUGCUUCACGUAAUUCACAGACGCAUCAUAAUUCAAGCGAGGCGGAUUUUAAGUCUGAAUGGAUAAUGAUUAAAGAAACAAAUAGACCAUUUUCUUCUGCUAGUCAGAAUCGUAAACGUUCAUCAUUUAAAGUCGUCAGAGUUGGUACACUUUCAACAAAAAAAAUUCCAAAAGAAUAUAAAGAUAAUAGUAAAAAAGAAUCAGUAAUUUGUAGAUUUGGAGGAUCUUUUGGAAGACGUAGUGCUAAGAGAACAACACUUUAUGCAAAAAAUGGUGGAGAAGAAGCAGUAAGUGUACUUAAGAAAUUGUGUCUUAAUCCUUUAUCUCGAAACAGUAAAGGUGAUGUGAUGAUUUGGUGAUAAUUUCCGCUUUCGAUAUUUAAAAGUUGAAACGUAAGAUUAUUAGGUUUAGUAGUUUGAUCAAACAUAAAAUUAGGUAACUGUAGAGUACUGUUCAUCGAAGCUAUCGUUAUAAUUAUUGAGAUCUUAAUGGAGACCUAGGAAAGGCAUUAAGAAAACUGAUUUCAGUGUAAUACUGCCAAGCGUCAUUACAAUCUAAAAACAUAAAGCAGGGAAUUACAAUGCCUCUUUUUAUAAGUGAAAAUUAUUUUCUAAGUUGUAUCCAAAACAUUGUAUAUCUGAGUAAAAUGUUAUUAAGUCCAGUUAAGUUUGAAAUUAGUAUUAUCUGUGUGAUUAGAUAAUCCGGAAUUAUUACGGUCUAAUUCAAAAUUAAUCGGAUCAUACACAACUAAUAAGUACAAAAUUACUUCUAUUGAAUCCGAAAUUAAUCCGGCCUGUGUAAUCAGUAAAUCUAGAAUCUGCAUUCACUAAUGAAGUUUGUUUGAUAUGACUGCGGAUUAGAUCUGAUUAAUUUCGGACCCACUAGUUUCAUAAAUCGGGCAAAUUUAGGAUUUAGCCGGACUAAUUCCGGAUGACAAAAUCCUGACAAUAAACUGAACUGUUUCGGAUUAAUACCAAUUUAAUUUGGAAACAGUUCGGAAUUUUUAUUAUUUUUACACCUUUCAAAGUACUCAUUGUCAGCCACAACCUAAGAAAUUUUAAACUUUCACAAAACAAGGACCUCCCUAAUAUGUAUGUGAUUAUUUACAUAACUACUAAAAUAAUGAAUGCUGUUUGCGAAAAAAAUGUAUAUUUGUCAGCAACUAAAAUAUUGGAUGAACAAUAGUGGUAUUAAAUCUAGUAUAGCUAUACGUAAAUUUAAAUUGGAUUGGUAUGGUUUUGAAAAGUAAAGAGGAAAUUUAAAAUCCUCGUUGCCCUCUACUUCAUAAGUGAUUUGUUUAUUACUUUUCAUAAAUAGUUUUUAAGGAAUAGUAUACUAUUUUUAUAGAUUAAAUAAUACACAUGUAAAUAAGAAAAUUAGCUAAUAAAUAUAUCACAAUCUUA
Molecule: messenger RNA, 3577 nt
Organism: Leptopilina boulardi
Lineage: Eukaryota; Metazoa; Arthropoda; Insecta; Hymenoptera; Figitidae
Product: CD63 antigen-like
Exons: 5
Coding region: 281-1225 (314 amino acids)
Cellular component (GO): membrane
Source: RefSeq, a predicted model, not a curated record